AAAAAUUGAAAAAUUGAUCUUAGUAUCUCUGUGCUCUGUACGCAUAUAUCCAACAGACCGUGAGUAUGAAAACAUUAGGAGCAGCAAUGUAUGGGGAAAUAUUUCGUCUGCUUCAAAUAAUACGAAACACUUCACUGUGAAGAGAUUGCAUGGUGUGAAAAGAAUCACCUUCUCAUAAUAAUAACGAACGUUUUCAUGAAUUUUAUGAAAAUUUUGUAGUUGUGUCUUCUGUUUGUUAGCUUGCAUAUAAAGGUCAACUACAUAGGUUAGCAAAAUGUUCUACUUCUGGAUCCGGCGACAAGUUCGCAAAGUUAUGGCACCUAUACCUGUGCAAAAAGCUCAAUUUUAUACUUCAUUUUUCACGUAUGCUUACAUUUUGACUGGCUGGACGAUAUUCGGAUCAGCUGUUUAUAUAAUUUUUGGUGAGAAGAAGAAGUCUGGAGGAUCCAUGUUUGGGAAAGUUGGAGAGGAAGACUAUGUAAAUCCAGGGUUUUAUUAUGGAAGAAUAUUUAGAGCUGAUAACAUGAAAAUCUAUUCUACUCAAGGAUUUUCUUUAUCAAAAGAUGGAGAGUAUAAAUAUAGUGAAGAUGAUGAAUUAAAUGUUGAUAAGGAUAGUAAAGAAUUCUUUGGUGAAGAAGAGUAGCUAUUUAUGAGAGAUUGAUAAUGUUGUCGUGUUACUGUACCGAAUAAAACCUAAUUCUAGUAUAACAAUCAAAA
Frankliniella occidentalis (western flower thrips) is the source of this 717-nucleotide messenger RNA. RefSeq lists its product as uncharacterized. The transcript has 3 exons. Lineage: Eukaryota; Metazoa; Arthropoda; Insecta; Thysanoptera; Thripidae. Bases 275 to 643 code for a protein of 122 amino acids. The record is from RefSeq and is a predicted model, not a curated record.